AUGCCGCCAACAAAGCAGGGUUCGGUACUCAUGGGAUUCAACAAAAAUGUCGCCAAGUUUAGUACCAAAACCAUGGCUGCCGCGGCCAAGGGAGGUAUCGUCACCUUUGUACACAACAAUAAUUACACCAAGGAUCAACUGGGAGAGUGUUUUGAACGAAACUCCGAGGGGAUGCUCAAGAAUAUGGCCAUCCAUGAGUUGGCCUUGUUGGUGACCUUUUAUGGAGUCACUACAGAUACCAUUGCCGAGGUCGUGGCCGACAAGGAGUAUUCCAGUUGUCAAACUCUGGUCGGACCGUCAUCUGGAAAGGAGUUUACCGAUUUUGACAAACUCAAAUUCACCAUCAAGACCAAGGAAGGAAAGCAGGUGAGCGUGGCGGCAGACCGGUGUGGUGGAGACGACUCGGUGGGAAUUGUCACGGACGAAACGACUGGAAAGGAAACAUUUCGCUAUUCCAUGCCCGACGAAGAGGAUCUUGCCAACAUUCCCGGCCUAGAAAAGAGAUGUCCUGGAGCCAUGCCCUACUUUUACGUGCAGGAUCCCGAUUAUGCUACAUUGAAAGAGCGCAUUGCAAAGAAUUGCUUCGAUGGAACUCCUGCAGAAGGAGUCGCCACCAUUGACGUUGCUGUCGAGACGCUGAAAGUCGCAGAGUAUCUGACGCCAUUGCUGCAGAAACAGCUUUUGGGCUAG
Seminavis robusta is the source of this 690-nucleotide messenger RNA. The record is from the annotation of a GenBank genome assembly. NCBI's taxonomy places the organism in Eukaryota, Bacillariophyta, Bacillariophyceae, Naviculales, Naviculaceae.